AAAGACCAACGGCACGAAUUAGUCUGGUUCAAGAGAGCGCGCGAUUGGGCUUGUAUGAGCGUACAUGCAGGAUACCGCGUACCGCUGCUGUUUUGUGCCAAUGCCGGAGACACAGAUCGCGGCGAAAUUGUGAUUUUUAAUUGCCUUUUCUGUGAGGAUUUCUAACGCAAAAGUGGAUAUAUUACAAUCUGUGGUGAGUCAAUAACCUUCUGAAUUGUCGUGGCAUAGCGUAACAGUCUCGUAGAUCUCGUCUAACACUCAAACACACACACCAUGGCGGACACGUCCUUAGCCAACAACGUGGACGAGGUCCGGGAGAAGCUCCUCCCUGACCCGGACGACCCCGAAUACCAGAAGGAGCUGCAGCGCCCCGCCCACAUCAAGGCAGACAUGAAGGACAUGGAGAGGCAACGCCGCGUCUCCCUCAUCCUCAACAGCCAGGCCUUUCGGGAGGAGCUGGAGAGUAUCAUUGAGGCGCAGCUGAAGGACAUGUUUCAGAGCGGGCCUCACCCAGCCAGCCUUAUCGCCCUUCAGCAGAUAGCAGACUUGGUGCUCCCCCAGUCGAGGUUCAACCAGACAUCAGUGGGCAGUGGACGUGGUGGGGCGGCCCCACAGGGAAUGAGCUUAAUACCAGUGGCCGACAUCCGCGGUGUGGACUCGGUCAACUACAGCAAAGGGGAGAAGAUUCUGCGGUGCAAGCUAGCCUCCCUCUACCGCCUGCUGGACCUGCACGGAUGGACACAACUCAUCUACAACCAUGCCUCGCUACGUGUCUCCAUGGAAACAGACCACUUUCUGAUCAACCCCUUUGGCCUGAUGUACCACGAGAUCACCGCCUCCUCCCUCAUCAAGGUGGACAUGCUGGGUCAGACCGUCGACCCGGGCACCACGACCUAUGGCCCCAAUGUGGCCGGCUUCACGUUGCACUCUGCCAUUCACAGUUGCCGGCCCGACGCCAAGUGUGUGGUGCACAUUCACACCGCGGGUGUAGUGGCAGUUUCCUCCAUGAAGCAAGGCCUCCUGCCCCUCAGCCAGGAGGCCCUGAUCUGUGGCGAGGUGUCCUACCUUGACUACAGUGGCAUCAUCAUCAACGACCAGCAGAAGGACGACAUCAUCCGGGCUCUGGGCCCCAACAACAAGAUCCUGUUCCUGCGCAACCAUGGCGUAGUAUGCUGCGGUGAGACGGUGGAAGAGGCGUACUACUGGACGGUUAACGUGGUCGCAGCCUGCGAGACCCAAGUCAGGUGCAUGUCGGCAGGCUUGGACAACCUGAUCCUUGUCUCGGACGCCGUGAAGGAGGCGACCCGCAAUGUGGCAGUCAAGGGUGGUGGUGGCGUUAUCAUGCCGACCUCGCCGGAGGAGGAAGGGGAGAAGCGCCGUGAGAAGAGGUGGAAGAUUGGCGAGCUGGAGUUUGAAGCCAUGAUGCGGCAGCUGGACAACAUGGGACACAGAACAGGCUAUGUGUACCACCAGCCCCUGGUGCGUUCUGAGCCCAAGCCCCGCAGCGAGGUGGCCCACCCAGCGGCCUCCACCUCGGUCACCUACUUCUACGACGAUGACAAAGAGAGCAGCAAGUACCAGUCGCCCAUGAAGUUGAUGAACCGCAAGCAGGCUGGAGAGAAGACCAAGUGGUUGAACACGCCCAACACUUACACCAAGGUUGAAGUUCAGGAGGAGGUGAAGGAAGGGGACGAGACCCCCAAGACAAAGACUGUGUGGGUAUCUGAUGAACAGAAGCAGACCUCUGGCGAACCAAUCAAAGUGGACCCUCACCAGUUCUCAGUGCUGUCUGAUGACCCCAAGGAAAUGAAGAAAAAGCACAAAGAUUUGAAGACAGACAGAUUUGACGAUAAGGUGACUGCCGGCCCCAUCUCGGAGGUGCUGUCGGGCGUGCAGUAUGGUGACACGCGCAAGGCUCAGCUUGCUAGGGAUGCCCCCUUGUCUGACUCCAAAGAUAACCUGCAAGAGUCACCCCGCAAGCCCGGUAGUGGUGGGGACCAAGUCCAGGCGGCCUCCAAGGGGAUUAUCACCCGUGAGCACCAGAAGGAUGUGAUGCUGUACACAGCCUAUGCCCCCAAUCCCUUCGAGAACAUGACGGAAGAGGACAUCUUGAAGUACAAGCAGGAGAUUGCCGAGAAGACCGGACAGGAUGUGAAAGAGAUUGAGCUGAUUGUGCAGGCGCCUAACAUGAACGGUCCGGAGGGGGCGGAAGAGACAACUACCACUACCAAGAAAGAAGUGGUUGUCACCAAAGGAGAGGAUGGCUCGGAAAUCACAACCACCCGGGUGGUCACGACUACGCUGACAACCAAAGAGACCACGCUGAACGGGGAGGAGGCCGAGGCGGAGGCGGAGCCCGAGGAGGGGGAGGAGGAGGACGAGCGGGCGGCCUCGCCCUCGCAGGAGGCCGGGGUGCGAAGCGCCAGCAGCGCCGAGGCCUCGCCCACCAAGGACGCCACCUCGCCAUCCAAGAAGAAGGACAAGGACAAGAAGAAGAAGUUCCGCACCCCCUCAUUCCUCAAGAGCAAGAAAGACAAGAAGGAGAAGGCAGAGAGUUAAGCGCCCAUUGGAAUCAACCCCCUGUCUCCCCGUGCACUGUUUCCAGCUUUUUGCCCGAGUUGGGGUUUGUGUGUACCAAUGUGGCUAUGUCCAUUUUUAAAAAAAAGUUUCCGAAGUGGCCUCGUUGUCCACCAUCUUGUCUGAACCGGUCAGAACCAGUUCUUGCCAGCUGUUACCAUAAGGAACAAUAGUUAAAGGUCUGCCACCAGACUGGAUUGAACUGGUUCCAAGCAGUUUGGUUCUUCAAGACUUAGAAUUUGUCAUUUUGUUUUUGUUUUAUACUUCUUUGCGUAGGAGUCAAACGGUAAUGAGAGUUUGCUUCCUUAUUUUCUGCCUUUUCUCUCCAUCUCGACAAUUUUUUGUGGCUUUCCUGCUCGUAGUUUUGGGGGAUGGAAUGAUUUGGAGGUUGAGGCUAGGGGGGAAGAAACCACGCUGCUGCAGUUAUCAGCCGCUUGGAAGGAGCUUGAUAAAUCUUUGUACAUUACUGUGAUCGCUCGUCCCAUGAGGACACCAGAAAAGAACUUUUGUGUUUAUUAAGCAGUGGUCGCUUAGUAGGUAUUUUUCAAAGAUACAGUGUAGGUAGUGCUGACCAUAUUUUAACUGAACUAAGUGUAAAUUGAUGCCUUCGCGUGAGAAGGAUGAUCGCAGAAGGGACAGAACAAUUCCCAAAUCAUUUCAAGGACAAAUGCGAUCCCUACCCCCUCCGCCUUAUUUGUUUGUAGAGUGAUAUCUGCUAUAUAUGUAACACGUCAGUGAUUACGGAAACAGCAUUGCUGCUGACGAGAUGCAUGGCAGUUUUUUAAUAAAUAGAGCAAACGAUCCUGGGUAGCUUCAAAACGAAAGAUGAUGGUGUUAAAAUCGUGCCAUCCAAUAUCCAUGGCAACUGGCUUUUAUUCUGCCCUGUAUCCUGGUCACACGCAGUGUAAAUUUAUUCCAAUGUUUUUCCUAGGGUGAAUCCUGAUGAUCUGAGUGACAUAAAUUGUGGAUCAGAGAUUGUGGUCCUUUGAAAAGGACCUCUGUACCUACUUCAUAAGUGGAAAAAAUAUCCUGGGGGAGAAACCUUCAACUUGCACAACUAAUGAAUAUUUUCUCAAGAGCACCCGAUAAAUUGUAGCUUAACUGUCUUGAUAGGUGUUUUUAAUGUGACAUUCUAAGGUUGUAAAUGUAAAAAAGUGUAUCGCUCUUUGAAAAUAUGAAGAAGUCUUAUGCGUUUGAUGUUGGUGUUCCUUGUAGAGCAAAUGUGUACAUUUUUUAUUGUUGCUGUUGCAUAGGUGUUUAGUGCAAAAAGUAAGAUAAUUCCAAGAAAACAAAACAAUUAAUUGGUCAAAUUUGGGGACCGCAACACCGCACAGGUGAAUUUGGGGAGAAAAGGAGGAGUAAUCGUCUCUUUAAGUGCUUUUAUGUGCGGAUGAAUUUUUGCUUCAGAGUAUUCAGAUUUGAGCAAACAUGGACUUUGCAAGAGAAGUGGGACUGCUGUGAGUGGUCAAGUGCUUGUGCCUGUGGUGAGGAGCAGGCUUUCAUCUGAUUGGACAUGUCACGGGCAUGUGUUGAGCAUGUGACGAGCAUGUGACCAUGUGCGUGGUAUCCCGUGCCAACAGCAUGUGAGUCUUCAUGUGAUGGCCACAUGCUCGGCAUGUGACGGGGAGGGAGGCUUUCGGGGCGUGGUUCAGAAUCUUCUUUUGGAGGGAGGGACAAAAAGAUAGGCACCUGGGAAAGGUCUGUUUCGUCUUGGACCAUCCCAUGCUGAGCAGCGGGAAUUUCUACUUUUCAACCAAAAAAAACCCCAACAUUACUUUGUGGUGAUAUAGUUCUAUUUGAUGUGCAAAAUGGGAAAUCUUGACUGUGGUCGGUACUUGUCCAACUUCAUUUUGUAACAGUUCCCACUCCUACUUUUCUGUGAGAUUUUGUAUUCAUCUUUGCAGUCGCAUCACAUUUUACCUACAUAGCUCUGUACCAUACCUACAUGUAGUGCUUACGUACUGUAUUCCGUAGUACAGCCCACAAAAGUAUUUAAGAAUUCAUCAAUGUAGAAGACGCAGAAGUAUUUCUGUGGUGUGAGAUAUUUGAUAUGUCUGCACCAGAGGCGUGCACUAGUUGUAUUCAUGUAAUUUGUAGCCUAGCAGAUAUACCCGUGAGAAUUCAUGUGAUAAAUCCUAUUUCCGUGUAAUUUAUAACUCCAAGUGUAAGGUGUCACGUUAGGCUCUGCAUGAAUAGUGUUCAGUAAGCAAAACUAAAGUACUUGAAUACAUAGGUGUAAGUUUAAAAGAACUGUUCAAUAAAUCAAAAAUAAUAUUGUAACAUAACCCAGUGUAUUAUUAUCAUUGUAAGUGUCUUUUGAUUUAUUUUCAAUGAGAAUAGAGUGAAAUUGCCAGCCCGUUCAUACGUACAAUUUUAAAAUUGAUCACUUCAUGAAGAAAACCUAACAUCUUCAAAAUGCAUAGCAGAAAGACUUGCCAGAAACUGUUGCCAUAUCUCAGGUGUGGUAACUGGACUUAUGGAAUGGAAAAAGGUUCCAGACCAGACUCAGAUAUGGCAGUUUUUUGCGACUAUUUGUGGAACAUACCUGUUGUACUGAAACGGAAAAAAAAAACCAUUCCAACAUUGUUCUGGAUCUUAGAGUAGUCUGACGAAAGUUACUUAUUCAUAAUUUGAAAGUAUUUCAACAUCUCUUAAUGGUAUUCUUAAAACAGUGUCCGGGGUUAGACAGAAAUUGGCAUUUCAGUUUUUUCAAACUAGACUUUUUACUGAGUUCAGUUCUAGUGAGGAUAAAAAUGGCUGUUGGUAUAUCAAACAAAAAUUCACAUUUGUCAAUUUUGUGAUAGAUGUGUUUGAUCCCUUCAACUUUUUUUCAUCACACAGAGUAAAGCUUAAAAAAAAGUUAUGAGGUUAGGAGUUUUGUUGUGUCUAAAUUUUUGUCUUCUGACAAAAUUCUGUGUGUUCUUUUCCGUGUGGUACAGUAUCAUAGCAAACAGUAUGUUUGCCAGUUAUUCUGAAUGGCAGGUUUUAGAUUUGAACAUUCCUCAUCCACUGUACAACUGGGGUAAAUUUGUCACUGGUUUUUAGUCCAUCCAUCCUUUUUUCUAGAAAGAGGUUUCAAAAAAGGUGGAGUUGCUGGUGGGGUAGUUAAAGUCCAUAUAGAACAUCUCGAGUUGCACACUCGUGUCCUUUGACGAUGGUAGAAAACUUUACCCUUCAAAAAUCUUCAGUAUUUUAAAUUGUAGGAUUACUCUGAGGAACUAAAUUGUGUGCUGGGACACAAAUUUGUUUAAGAGGGUUUCCCUUCAGUUUGUAAGUCUAGCUUUAUCAACAGGGUGUGACAUAAAUUCUUGGAAGUUUUGUUUUGCGGGCCUGGUGUACAUGUACAGGGGAUUUGGGGGGUACUAAUAUGCAUUAUGUCAAUUCGACAAGAGAAAGGCACUUUUGACAACAGUUUGUGCUUAUAUCAGUCCACUGUCUGUUCCCGUCUUUGGUUUCCCCCAAAUUUAGACAGUUUUGCUUCCCUGGUAUCCUGCAGCUGGUUACUAGUUGCAGUCCAACCUCUAGCACUUGUACAAUGUGACUGGAGAAGAAUGUUGACAAAGCCUGUAUAGAAUCAACGCAAGCAGCUUAUGUUUUCUGUAUGGACACACAAAAAUGUUUGAACUACCGUAUUAUCUCAUCUGUUUGGGGGUGUUUUCUUUUUUUCAGGGAAGUCUUGUGGAUAGUACUAAACAUUGUCCAAGACAAUAUUUAAGCUAGUAAACAAUGUAAGUACGUGAUUUAGAUUAAGCCAGUUAAUACUGGUUUGAAUAAUAGUGCAGUACUUCUAAAAAAAUAAAUACAUUAGUUUAUGUUGUCGGUUUCUUUCUUUUCUUUUUUUUAAUAAAGAAAUGUGCCAUGCUUGCUUGCAUUUGGAAAUUUUGUAAUGGUAGAUUUGUGUUAUGCCUAAUAAUAACUGGAAACCAUGGAAAUUAAUGUAAGGGCCGUACCCAUAAUCUAUUGUAGAAAGUACACAGAACUGCUGGUUUACAGUACCAGCAUUUGGCGAACUGCGAUUGUCUUAAACAGUAAGUAAAACGAAACAUUUCAGAUGUGUGGACAGAAAAAUCUGGGCCUGCUCGGAAUCAUGUUUCACCAAUUCAAAAGGAGGGGCUCUUAUUUACGUGAAAAGUAACCAUCCUGCUGCAAUUGGACGAAUAGACACCAUCGUGCGUUAUGUUUUUAGUACUGCAAUCUGGUUUUCGGUCUUGUUUCAUUUAAUUUUGAUUUCACAUGUGCCAUGCCCUUUUUAAACAGAGUAGAGGUGAAAAUCAAGACUUCACGUGUAUUUGUAGACACUGAAUUAUGAAAUUUUGCCUGUAGGUUUGAAUACUGAGUUGUUACAAAGACGAUUAUGGUAUGUUAAUGAAAAGACUUGUGAACGUCAGAAGGAAAACUGCUCAGAUUUUCAUGCCAACUAGAUGUAGGUAAGUAGAAUGAUACAGAUGUUAACCUCUGAACCUUGUGUUUGCCCCGCAAAUAGAAUUACUAGCUAAUCCACAGAAAAUCUGUGCAGUUUUCCCAUUUUAAAUUUUCAACUUUUUAACGCUGAUAACUUCUUGAAUCCUUUAAAUGUGUUGCAUAUCAGUAUGACAAAAAAAAAGUAACUUGAGCAAAUAUUGAAAUUUUGAGGGGGGGUCUUUGUAAAUGAACUUGCUUGAUGUGAAAUUUGUCCCCUUUUAAAUCCUUUUUUUUUUUGCUUAGUAGAUUGUACAUGUUAUACCAUGUCACUGAUUUUUUGACGGAGUAGAAAGUUGAUCUGGAUGUGAAUAAUGCUGCUGUAACCUAUUGUUUCAUGUACUUCACCCCUGUGUGCUAUGCCGCUGUGCGCUGAGGAACAGUUUGUCCGGGCCAGACCCAAAACUGUAAAUUGACCUGUGCGAUGGUAGAUCUUAGCAGCUUUUUUUGGCACUCGAUCAGCACCUGUGAUGUAACACUGCUCUUUUUUCCUUAAUAUCCAAAAUGUUGGCUGCAUGGUGAUCUGUAAUGUUAAGGAUCUUACAUGGUGAUGUUCAUGUAUGUAUCUGUGCUGAGGCAGCUUAUGUGGAGUAUUGUAAAUGUGGCAGGGACACAGCUGUGCUUGUCAGAAUUGUCCUUAAAUGUUACUCAUCCUUCUGUGGUUUAUUCUUGUUGCAAUCCAGUGAGGUUAGAGUGCAUUAUUUACAUCCAGCAGCAUUGCCAGGACAACGUCACAUUUCUUGAAGCCAACUGCCCGUUGCCUUCGCAGGUCCAAGCUUGGUUAAGCGUAUUGCCAGGUGCCUUGUCUGCAAGACAACCUAGAGCAGACUUGCUUGGCCUCACGAAACGUGGCCCACCCUUCAACUCCGCGAUAGAGUACAGCCAUGUAGUAUUAUCGGAUAGGAACACCUGCCAAAGCUUGUCAAUAUUUCUCUUUAAUUGUAGGCCAAUUGGUAGAAACGUGUGCGUGCGUGGCAGUGUGGAAUUUUUAAAAAAACUCUCUAUUUGAAGUCUUUAGUGUCCCUCUGCUAGUGGCAAUAUGGUGGCAUGGUGUACUGAGCCGUUUAAAUAAAAGGGAAAUUAAAAAAAGAGAAAUAAAACAUGGUCCCUGUACAGAAGGACUAGCACAUUGAUUGCAAUAGCUGUA
Molecule: messenger RNA, 8182 nt
Organism: Acanthaster planci (crown-of-thorns starfish)
Lineage: Eukaryota; Metazoa; Echinodermata; Asteroidea; Valvatida; Acanthasteridae
Product: gamma-adducin-like
Biological process (GO): barbed-end actin filament capping
Cellular component (GO): postsynaptic density; plasma membrane; cytoskeleton
Molecular function (GO): actin filament binding
Source: RefSeq, a predicted model, not a curated record